Salvia splendens (bonfire salvia) is the source of this 650-nucleotide messenger RNA. RefSeq names its product trafficking protein particle complex subunit 2-like protein. Bases 86 to 529 code for a protein of 147 amino acids. The transcript has 5 exons. Lineage: Eukaryota; Viridiplantae; Streptophyta; Magnoliopsida; Lamiales; Lamiaceae. Gene Ontology annotation, biological process: endoplasmic reticulum to Golgi vesicle-mediated transport. The record is from RefSeq and is a predicted model, not a curated record.
UGUACAUAAUUUGUAGUUGGCGAAAGUUAUUGCUUCUUUUUUUCCCUCAAUUAAUUAACUCUGCAAAAAAGAUCUGAGCUCAACCAUGAAUGAAGGCAUGAUCGUCUGCGUCGCCGUCGUCGGCCACCAGAAUAAUCCGUUGUACAUACAGAGUUUUACCAAGGGGGAUGAUUCGCUCAAGCUUCAUCACAUCGUGCAUUGUUCUCUCGACGUCGUUGACGAAAGAGCGAACAACCCGAAAAGGUCUGGCCUUGUAACAAACGAGACAUUUCUUGGUUUGCUAAAUCCAACCGAAAACUACAAAGUGUAUGGUUAUUUGACCAAUACCAAGGUGAAGUUCAUAUUGGUAACAACUGAUCUUGAAGUUCGAGAUGUAGAUGCUAGAGUUUUCUUCGGGAGGUUCCACACUGCCUACAUCGAUGCAGUUUCAAACCCGUUUCACAUCCCGGGGAAGAAAAUAACAUCCAGAAAGUUUGCUGAAAGAGUUAGCACAAUGGUCAAGUCCUUUGGGUUAAGUUCAGGUGGCUGAAUGAUUUAAAGCCCCUCUUCUGUUGACAAAUUCACCUUGUAACUACUAAUACAUGUUGAUUUUCCGCAUCGUUGAACGUGACAACAUAAUCAGAAGCUGCGAGUUCAGACUUGAAUCUUUA